This is a messenger RNA of Enhydra lutris kenyoni (northern sea otter), 994 nucleotides long. RefSeq names its product PILR alpha associated neural protein (gene PIANP). The record is from RefSeq and is a predicted model, not a curated record. Bases 47 to 901 code for a protein of 284 amino acids. Gene Ontology annotation, biological process: regulation of immune response. NCBI's taxonomy places the organism in Eukaryota, Metazoa, Chordata, Mammalia, Carnivora, Mustelidae. The transcript has 5 exons. Gene Ontology annotation, cellular component: membrane.
CAGUAAAGGCUGAAAAUCUGGGUCACAGCCGAGGAAGAGUUCAGACAUGAAGUCCAAGAUGUGGCCUGCGCUGCUGCUGUCCCACCUCCUCCCUCUUUGGCCACUGCUGUUGCUGCCCCUCCCACCUCCUGCUCAAGGUUCCUCCUCUUCCCCUCGAACCCCACCAGCCCCAGCCCGGCCCCCCUGUGCCCGGGGAGGCCCCUCUGCCCCACGCCAUGUGUGCGUGUGGGAGCGGGCACCCCCACCAAGCCGAUCCCCUCGGGUCCCAAGAUCGCGUCGGCAGGUCCUGCCAGGCACGGCACCCCCUGCCACCCCGUCUGGCUUUGAGGAGGGCCCACCCUCAUCCCAGUACCCCUGGGCCAUUGUAUGGGGCCCUACAGUGUCUCGAGAGGAUGGGGGGGACCCCAACUCGGCCAAUCCUGGAUUUCUGCCCCUGGACUAUGGUUUUGCAGCCCCCCAUGGGCUGGCAACCCCACACCCCAACUCAGACUCCAUGCGGGGUGAUGGAGAUGGGCUCAUCCUUGGAGAAGCGCCUGCCACCCUGCGGCCAUUCCUUUUUGGGACCCACGGGGAAGGUGUGGACCCCCAGCUCUAUGUCACAAUUACCAUCUCCAUCAUUAUUGUUCUCGUGGCCACUGGCAUCAUCUUCAAGUUCUGCUGGGACCGAAGCCAGAAGCGGCGCAGGCCCUCUGGGCAGCAAGGUGCCCUGAGGCAGGAAGAGAGCCAGCAGCCGCUGACAGACCUGUCCCCAGCUGGGGUCACUGUGCUGGGGGCCUUCGGGGACUCACCUACCCCCACCCCUGACCAUGAGGAGCCCCGAGGGGGACCCCGGCCUGGGAUGCCCCAGCCCAAGGGGGCUCCAGCCUUCCAGUUGAACCGGAUUCCCCUGGUGAAUCUGUGAUGCCCCCCAAUGUUGGGGUGCCGCCAAGCAGGAGGCCAAGGGGCCGGCACAGCCCCCAUCCCACUGAGGGUGGGGCAGCUUUGGGAGCAGGGG